AUGAACACGACCGCGCAAGACACAGUUACGCCUGGUCCGACUGCGACCGCGCCGCCGGAGACGAUUCCGAGCAAAAAGGCGCCCAAGAAACGCGUUCGAAACUUUACCGCCGACGACCGAGCUGCGCAUCGGAUCUUCGAGAAGGGCCGUCGCGAAGCCUUCAAAGAGCGAUUGAUUGAGCUCGCUGCCAAUCUACCAGCUCUAGCGGACACCGAUCCCCAGCGCCUCUCGAAGCAUGUUGUCAUCGACGAAAGCAUUGCUCGGCAUAAGCUUUUAGAGAGUAGAUGCAAUGAUGCGCUCCAGUGUAUUAACUCUUUGUUACAAGAGCGCGAGGAGCUCCUGGACGAGGUGAAUAAUUGGAGGAGGAACAAUGGCGCCCUGAUGCGGCAGCCUAGGCCACUCAACGUCAAUAUUGACGCCUUUGCGGAGACAGAGAGGGAGUUGCGACGACGCGUCGCCUUGCAAUUGGGCCGACCGACCAGGAAGAGCUCUGAGCAGUCUGGCGGGCCUACCGACGAACACUCGCAGGCUGGGUCAUCGACAAACAACCAGCCAGACGAAGCCGCUCAGGUACCUCGAGUUCUACCUUCGGAGCCCACACAAGAUGCUCGUGCGGUAUCAGAAUUGAACAAUCUAUUGCUUGAUACAUCAUGGCCAGAAGAAACCGAGUCACCGUCGGUUCGUAUCUUUUCAGGAACAGUCAUGGAAAGCUUAGCCAUGCCGGAUCAGGGCACCGCAAUGCCAUCAAGCGCGCACUCGGAAUCCAUGCCUGUGUCAAAUACGACCAUCAAUGAUUACCAGCUUCUCAGAGGAAUCGACCCUGAUAGGCAGGGAAUGUAUCAAAAUGGCAUGCUGAUGGACUUUUCAUCGACUGGAACGCCCACGUUCGACGGUAUGGAUUCUUCACAGGUACCUAUUUCGCCUGCCUUCCUCGCCCCAUCGGUCGCGAAUCAAGACUUGCGUUUUCAGCAUAAACAGCAUCAGCAUCAGCAACAACAACAAUGGGCUUCUUGGCAAGGAUGA
Messenger RNA from Colletotrichum gloeosporioides, 1023 nucleotides. RefSeq lists its product as uncharacterized. NCBI's taxonomy places the organism in Eukaryota, Fungi, Ascomycota, Sordariomycetes, Glomerellales, Glomerellaceae. The coding region runs from base 1 to 1023 and encodes 340 amino acids. Gene Ontology annotation, molecular function: protein dimerization activity. The transcript has 2 exons. The record is from RefSeq and is a predicted model, not a curated record.